CGUCGUACGAUAACGAAAGAAACGCGCCGUCGUCGCGUUUGGUGACCUGCGCUGGUGUCCUGCGGGCGGGAUCCUCGAUCUAAUUCGAUCGAUCGCUUGGUGACGUCCGGGCCCCGUGGAUCCCAGAGCUUUCGAGACUACUGACGAGAAGCCAUGAGGACGUCGCUGGCGUUGCUGAUUUCCGUGGUGGCGACCGCGACGGCGAUGCCUCUACAAGACACCCCGAGCGCUCGAUUGUUCCCGCGGAACAGGGACGCGAUCGCGGUUUCCACGGAAACCGACGAUGUCACCGCGAAGGACGCGACGAAUCGCCCGGCAAAAAGGCAAUACGAGAAGGACGACGGCGGAACGAAAGAUCGCAGAGCCGCGAUCCCGCCGGUGACCUCGAUUCCGAGUCAGGAUAAUCGACCGGAGAGCAAGGAGGACGAGGGCAGGGACAAAUCGGCGAAGAAGAGUCGAAAGCACAAAGCCAUCUUCGUCAACUAUCCGAUCGUGCCUCAGCUGACGUACCCGAACGUGCCGUACGACGUCGACUACAACGGUUUCGACACCGACGAGAGGACGUCCGACGACAGGAGCAGGUACCAGGAGAGCAACAUCAUCUACAUUCGGUUGCCACCCACGCAGUACAUGUUCGUACCGGGGCUGGACUACGUCUCGCGACCCUCCGCCUACGCCACCUCGAAGAUCCAUCAACAGAUACCGUUCACCAGGCCCAAGCCAGUCUAUCAGCAACCCGUUAAUCCUUUCAUCAAGUUGCCCAUUGAUUUCGUGAGCAACGGUAAACCGACGUCGGUCUAUCAAUGGCAGAAGAAACCGAGCAAGAAGCCCACCGACAGCCCCAUCACCAAUCUGGACAGUCUGUCGGCGGAGUUCGUGAGCAACGGCAAACCGACGUCGAUCUAUCAGUGGCAGAGCAAUCUGAAGCCGAUCAAACGACCCGACGAUCUGGCCCACAAGCUGGACAAGGGACCGUACAGUUUCAACGGGAAACCGACCAACUUCUUCCUCCUGAAACCCGACGGAACGUCCACGAAGCAUCAGCCUUUCCGCUACCCGGACUACCAGCAAGACAAUUCCUACUAUUGAACACUUCGUCGGGAUCCUAGAAAUUGAUGGUUCGAUCGCACAUUUCGAAUCGUUGCUCCGCGAAAGAGUGGUUCGAGUGUAAAAGAACGCUCGAGGAAUCGAGUUUGUAGAUAUUGUGGGGUCUGUGAGCGAGAUGGAAAGGGAGAGGACUUAUUAACGAAUAAGGCGAUCCUAGAAGGCGCUGUCUCAGGCGCCAUGACAUUGGAUAGUCGAGCGCUUGCGAGAGGGAUAAGAGCGUGGCCCUCUGGCGGCGAUG
Messenger RNA from Colletes gigas, 1345 nucleotides. RefSeq lists its product as uncharacterized. The coding region runs from base 154 to 1089 and encodes 311 amino acids. Lineage: Eukaryota; Metazoa; Arthropoda; Insecta; Hymenoptera; Colletidae. The record is from RefSeq and is a predicted model, not a curated record. The transcript has 2 exons.